Rhodotorula toruloides NP11 is the source of this 1224-nucleotide messenger RNA. RefSeq lists its product as uncharacterized. The transcript has a single exon. The record is from RefSeq and is a predicted model, not a curated record. Lineage: Eukaryota; Fungi; Basidiomycota; Microbotryomycetes; Sporidiobolales; Sporidiobolaceae. Bases 1 to 1224 code for a protein of 407 amino acids.
AUGGCUAAGACUGCUCACACUGCUCGCGACGGACCUCUUUUACACGCUCGCGACCCGUCCGACGCGCCCGAGGCCGUUUUCGCCGAUCCUCAUCCCGACUCACCGCCGUUCUCAUCGCCAACACUCCCUCUCGAGCUCAUUAAGGAGAUCCUCGAGCUGUGCUGGAACGACGGGACUGCAGAGGGCAAGUCGACCCUGCUGAGGUGCUGCCACGUCUCGCGAACCUUCCUCGCCGCGGCUCGACCCAUCAUCUGGCGAACGGUCCGAAUUGCGUGCAAGAACGUCGUCAAGCCACAUGAGCCGGGCCAUGACGAGCAGAUGAAGAGUCCCUACUCGUCCUCUUCGUGUUGGCGACUCGACAGCUCGUCCCGCCGCCGACUCCUGAUCCUCUCCGAGCGCGUCGACUUGCGUUUCUUCAUCCGUCUUUUCGACCUGUGGCCGCCGAACGGCGUUUUCAGAACGGAUUCGGCAACGAUGUGGGUCAACGACUUUGCGCUCGUACAAGCAGUCGUCUCGAAUUUGCCCGCCAUUGUCUCGCUUGGCAUCGCCUGGAUCCGCGACCCCGACCAUCUCUACCUUCGUCCGCCUGCACAAGGCCAAUCCUUGCGCAUUCUGACAGCCCGCGAUAUCAGUAUUAAUGUCGAUUUUGCCAAGGCUUUCCCGAAUCUCCGCCAAAUCAACCUCCAAUCGUUCUUUCUCCUCGACAUCCUUCCGCGGGAUCUUGCUCCUCCGGUCGAAAGUCUCUGGGCCAGUUCGCUCCAAGGCGGUCUAAGCAAGCUUCUCCACUCUUUCGCGGCAACUCUGCGCGCCGUCUGGUUCGAUGAUCUUGCGGGGCUAUGCUGGACGGAUCAGCGGACCCGGACCAACCUGUUUCGAUCACUCGCCCGCCUCGAGUCCGUCACCUUUACACUUCGGGACCUCCACACCCGCACCAACGACGAAGAUUGUCGCAAUCCCCAUCGCUUAUUCCGAACGCACGGGUGGCUGGCUCAACAGCUCACUGAGGCCGUCCGCCUGCUCGAUACACUUCCGCGCACAAAGCAGGUCGUUCUUUGUCUCGUUUUGCCUCCCCUCGCCAACCCCAAGGAUCAGGUGUCCAACUGGCUCCAGUGGCAGGGCGCACUGCGGAAUCUGCGCAAGGACGGCACAUGGGACAUGCUUCUUCCGCCGACGGUGAAUGAGGUCGACUGGAGUGGGAUCUUUGGCGAGGAGGAGCACGAGUAG